This is a messenger RNA of Larimichthys crocea (large yellow croaker), 696 nucleotides long. RefSeq names its product caspase-3-like. Gene Ontology annotation, biological process: apoptotic process; proteolysis; erythrocyte differentiation. Gene Ontology annotation, molecular function: cysteine-type endopeptidase activity. The annotation marks the transcript as partial. Lineage: Eukaryota; Metazoa; Chordata; Actinopteri; Sciaenidae. Gene Ontology annotation, cellular component: death-inducing signaling complex; cytoplasm. The transcript has 3 exons. The record is from RefSeq and is a predicted model, not a curated record.
CUAUCUAUCAUCCAUCCAUCCAUCCAUCCAUCCAUCCAUCCAUCCAUCCAUCCAGUCUCCCAGGAGGACCACAGUGCUCGGGCUUCAUUUGCAUGUGUGUUGCUGAGCCAUGGAGAUGAAGGGCUGAUAUACGGAACCGAUGGCCCAGAAAAGUUUGAAAAUCUGACACAAUACUUUAAAGGAGAUCGCUGCAAGACUCUGGUGGGCAAACCAAAACUCUUCUUCAUACAGGCGUGCCGUGGUUCAGACCUAGACGGUGGAGCCCUCAUCGAGGCCGACAGCGUAGAUGUGCAAACAACAGAGAGGAUUCCUGUGGAGGCAGAUUUCCUCUAUGCUUAUUCCACUGCUCCAGGCUACUACUCCUGGAGGAACACGUCGUGCGGCUCCUGGUUCAUGCAGUCGCUGUGCGAGAUGUUGCAGCGUUACAGAAAAGAGCUGGAACUGAUGCAGAUCAUGACCCGAGUCAACCGAAAGGUGGCGAUGCAGUUUGAGUCAAACUCCUCCCUACCCGGCUUUAGUGGCAAGAAGCAGAUCCCAUGCAUCGUCUCAAUGUUGACCAAGGACUUCUACUUUCCUGUCUAGACUUAGAUGUUCUUCUUUUUUUUUUUACCUACAAGAUGUGCUGGUGCCGAGUCCAAUUUCAUAUUGAUCUAUUCCUAUUGAUUUCUGCUGUCUUUGGCCGAAUGUCUUUUAUUA